ACCUUCUUCUUCGCCAUCUUCAUCUUCUUUUGUCUGUUCAGCAUUAGUCCGGGAGCCUUUGUUCCCCUUUAUAUACCCUUUUAAUCGAUGUUCAAUCGAUCCUUCAACCUGAGGGUAACUUCGUCCCAUUGAACUUUGGUGCCCUUCACCAUGAUGAAGGAGGAAGUAGCUCAAGAGCUUGGCUCUUUGAAUGGCAAUGGAACCAAAGCUGGUGCCAGAACCCAAGCGAGCCAGGUUUCACAGGAUCGGGAUCGCGAUGAGCUUCUUCGGCUGGGGAAGAAGCAAGUUUUAAGGCGAAACUUUGCGUUUAUGUCCAUCCUUGGUUUCAGUUGUACCGUCCUUAUUACUUGGGAAGGUGCUCUGAUCUUAUUCGUUACCGGUCUUGAAAACGGUGGAUAUGCUGGCCUGAUAUACGGCUACCUUGUUGUCUGGCUCGGUAACUUUGCGGUAUUCGCUUCUCUUUCGGAAUUGGUUUCUAUGGCUCCGACGUCUGGCGGUCAAUAUCACUGGGUUGCCAUGCUUGCGCCGCCUAGAUGGAGCAAAUUUUUAAGCUACAUGACAGGGUGGGUUACUGUUCUUGGAUGGCAAGCUUCCAUUGCCUCCACUUGCUCUCUGACCAGUGGCCUUAUUCAAGGCCUAAUUGCGUUGACGCAGCCCGACUAUACCCCUCAAAACUGGCAUGGGACGCUUCUGCUUUGGGCAGUCGUGUUAUUCUGUGUCUUUAUCAACACGGUUAUCAGUCGACUACUGCCAAAAAUUGAAGGCUUGAUCCUUAUUCUGCACAUCCUGGGGUUCUUUGCUGUUCUGAUCCCCUUGGUCAAGCUAUCCGAGAAGGCGGACCCGGAAGUGAUUUUUACAGUCUUUAAAAAUGACGGUGGCUGGUCAAGUAAUGGCUUGUCAUUUCUGGUUGGCCUGACUGGAAAUGCGUUUGCCUUCCUUGGACUUGAUGGCGCCUAUCAUAUGUCCGAGGAAAUCCAGCGACCCUCUGUCAUCGUACCGCGAUCAAUCAUGCUUACUUUGGUGAUUAACGGAUCGCUCGGUUUUGGAAUGAUCAUUGCUGUGUUGUUUUGCACUCAAGAUAUUGAUGCCGCUCUUAAUUCACCCACAGGCUUCCCUUUCAUGGAAAUCUUCAGACAAGCUACUUCUCCCUCAGUCGGAGGAGCCGCUGCCAUGGCGAGCAUUAUUACUGCUCUUGCCAUGUGUGCAAAUGUUGGUUUCCUCGCCUCUGCAUCAAGAAUGGUCUGGUCGUUUGCACGCGAUCGUGGUCUUCCUGGCUGGCGGAUUCUGUCAAGGGUCGAAAAACGCACAAUGGUUCCUCUGUGGUCAAUUGCGACCAUUACUAUCAUUGCUAUCCUGCUUUCUCUCAUCACCAUCGGCUCUCUCACGGCUUUCGAUAUUGUGGUCUCUUUGACUGUUGCCGCUCUAUAUAUCAGUUACAUGCUAGCAAUUGCUUUGCUUCUCUACCGUCGCGUCACCGGAGGCAUCUCCUAUUCCUCGGAUUCGCCAACUACGUUGGCCAAUACUGCAGGGUCUCGCCUUGUUUGGGGACCCUGGCGGUUCGGCAAAUUCGGACCCAUUAUCAACGUGUUUGCUCUCUGCUAUCUCCUUGUGAUUCUUGUGUUUAGUUUCUUUCCAGCCCGCACGCCUGUGACAGAUCCCAACGAUAUGAACUACAGCAGUGUUUUGAUUGUGGCAGUGAUGGCCUUCAGCUUGGUGUACUAUUUCCUGUAUGCAAGAAAAACAUACCAAGGUCCACUCGUGGAAGAGGAAGCAAUAUCACUUUCAGGGUAUUGAUUAAUGGUUACUGAUUUCAGCAUGGGGUUUCAGCCAAAGAAAAUGGCAGCAAAAUCGACUAAUUAUUUCCUUUAACCCCCUUUCAGCCAAUGUUUUAUAAUAUUGUCUUCAUCUUCGAAGUAUAUAGUGGGACUGGCUUGGUAUAUAUGGUUACAAGACAACAGAAAUUCUCUUUGGUGUUCUGGGAGGGAUCUAUCGAAGAAAAUUGUGUAUUUAUUGAUUUUCAAGAGGAAGAGAAGUGACGAAUCAAUAUAUAUCCUCGCCUAUUUA
Molecule: messenger RNA, 2064 nt
Organism: Coccidioides posadasii C735 delta SOWgp
Lineage: Eukaryota; Fungi; Ascomycota; Eurotiomycetes; Onygenales; Onygenaceae
Biological process (GO): transmembrane transport
Cellular component (GO): membrane
Molecular function (GO): transmembrane transporter activity
Source: RefSeq, a predicted model, not a curated record